CACCCAUAGUCAGCAGAAACAGCUGAGCCGUGGAGGCCGUCCAUCACGUGACACCGAAGCACACGUGACUGAGCAUACACAUGACUUGCAGUAGCCAGGCACCUUCAGGAGAGCUGGGACGCGGGGGAGCAGAGAUGGUCCGAGCCGCGGUGUCGCCGCCGUGCUUCCUGUUGCUGCUGCUGCUGCUCUUGUGGUCGCCCCGAGGCGAAGCAGCCCCCGAUCAGGACGAGAUCCAGUGUCUGCCCGGGCUGGCCAAACAGCCCUCUUUCCGCCAGUACUCCGGCUACCUCAAAGACUCCGGUUCCAAGCGUCUCCACUACUGGUUUGUGGAGUCCCAGAAGGAUCCCAAGAGCAGCCCUGUGGUGCUUUGGCUCAACGGAGGGCCGGGCUGCAGCUCCCUAGAUGGCUUCCUCACGGAGCACGGCCCCUUCCUGAUCCAGCCAGAUGGUGUCACCCUGGAGUACAAUCCCUAUUCGUGGAACCUGAUUGCCAAUGUCUUAUACCUGGAGUCCCCAGCCGGGGUGGGCUUCUCCUACUCCAGUGACAAGGUGUAUGCAACCAAUGACACUGAGGUCGCCCAGAGUAAUUUUGAGGCCCUUCAGGAUUUCUUCCGCCUCUUCCCCGAGUACAAGAACAACGAGCUUUUCCUGACGGGAGAGAGCUAUGCCGGCAUCUACAUCCCCACCCUGGCCGUGCUGGUCAUGCAGGACCCAAGCAUGAACCUUCAGGGAUUGGCUGUGGGCAAUGGACUCUCCUCCUAUGAGCAGAACGACAACUCUCUUGUCUACUUCGCCUACUACCAUGGCCUUCUGGGGAACAGGCUCUGGUCUUCUCUCCAGACCCACUGCUGCUCACAAAGCAAGUGCAACUUCUAUGACAACAAAGACCAGGAAUGCGUAACCAGCCUGCAGGAGGUGUCCCGCAUCGUGGGCAACUCUGGACUCAACAUCUACAACCUCUAUGCCCCGUGUGCCGGGGGCGUGCCUGGCCGUGUGAGGUACGAGAAAGACGCCGUCAUCAUCCACGACCUGGGCAACAUCUUCACUCGCCUGCCGAUCAAGCGCACGUGGCAUCAGGCGCUGCUGCGCUCUGGGGUCAGGGCGCACAUGGACCCCCCCUGCACCAACACCACAGCCACCUCCACCUAUCUCAACAACCCUCUCGUGCGGAAGGCCCUGCACAUCCCCGAGCAGCUGCCCUCCUGGGACAUGUGCAACUUCCUCGUGAACUUACAGUAUCGCCGUCUCUACCAAAGCAUGCACCCCCAGUACCUUAAGCUGCUCGCCCCACAGAAAUACCGGAUCCUGCUCUACAACGGGGACGUGGAUAUGGCCUGCAACUUCAUGGGCGACGAGUGGUUUGUGGACUCUCUCAACCAAAAGAUGGAGGUGCAGCGCCGGCCCUGGCUAGUGGACUACGGGGAGAGCGGGGAGCAGAUUGGGGGCUUCGUGAAGGAGUUCUCCCGCAUCGCCUUCCUCACCAUCAAGGGCGCUGGACAUAUGGUGCCCACGGACAUGCCCCAGGCUGCCUUCACCAUGUUCUCCCGCUUCCUGAAUAAAGAGCCAUACUGAGGCCACCACAAGGGCCGGCCCCUGCUGCCUGGUCCAGCACCUCCCAGCCUCUCCUGCUAGAAGCGAGGUCCCCCUUGACACUGGAGCCCCCUGCAGGGCAACGGGGGGGGGUUGCACUUUAUUCCCAGCUGGGACAGGGCCUGGCCCCUCCCUGCUUCCAGAAUGCCCAGGAUGCACUGACGCCACCCCAGGAACAAAGCAGAGCUCAGGACAGCCCCGGGAGGUUGGACGGACUGUAAUUGAUGGACUGUGAUUACGGAAUUAAACUGAGUACAGCUUAAAA
Phyllostomus hastatus (greater spear-nosed bat) is the source of this 1854-nucleotide messenger RNA. It is a transcript of the gene CTSA, whose product is annotated as cathepsin A. Gene Ontology annotation, molecular function: serine-type carboxypeptidase activity. Gene Ontology annotation, biological process: proteolysis. Lineage: Eukaryota; Metazoa; Chordata; Mammalia; Chiroptera; Phyllostomidae. The transcript is spliced from 15 exons. The record is from RefSeq and is a predicted model, not a curated record. Bases 81 to 1571 code for a protein of 496 amino acids.